Alternaria arborescens is the source of this 1590-nucleotide messenger RNA. RefSeq lists its product as hypothetical. Gene Ontology annotation, molecular function: FAD binding. The transcript has 3 exons. NCBI's taxonomy places the organism in Eukaryota, Fungi, Ascomycota, Dothideomycetes, Pleosporales, Pleosporaceae. The coding region runs from base 1 to 1590 and encodes 529 amino acids. The record is from RefSeq and is a predicted model, not a curated record.
AUGAGAUUUAUCCGAAAGUUAUCCCUUAGCACUCUUGCCGUAGCUGCGAGAGCAUCAACCCAGGAUGUCUUCGAGCCGGCCGACUUCAAUGUGACGGAGGCCCUUAUGAACAACGGCGUCAAUGUACCCGGCAUACCUGAGCUAGCUGGCCUUGUGGUGAGAUCUUCAUCCAAGGGCUGUUUGAUAGCCUGCAACUCUCUUAAGCUCGUCUUUGGAGCUAACAAAACAUUUGACAAUGCUCCGACAACGUACUGGUCGAUACAGCAACUCGAGGUGGAGCCCUAUUGCACGUUCACGCCAACUGCCGCUCUUGAAGUCUCGAGCCUAGUCCUGAUUGCACGUCUUACACAAUGCCCUUUUGCCAUCAAGAGCGGAGGUCAUGCAGCCUUUCCUGGUGCUUCUAGCAUCGAGGGUGGCAUCACUAUCGAUAUGGUCAAUAUGAACCAGAAAAAGCUCUCUGCGGAUAAGACAUUUGUUGCUGUCGGCCCUGGCAACCGGUGGAAGGAGGUUUAUGAUUACCUGACACCGUACAAUCUUGCCAUUGUUGGCGGACGAGCGGCAUAUGUUGGAGUAGGUGGUCUUACACUUGGCGGAGGUAUCAGUCACCAUACUAAUGAGUAUGGCCUGGCGUGUGAUAAUAUUACCUCGUUCGAACUGGUUACCGCGUCAGGUGUCAUCCUCACAGUGAGCCAAAAGACCUUUCCAGACCUAUACUGGGCUCUUCGCGGCGGAGGCAACAACUUCGGCAUCAUUACGACCUUUAACUACGAGACCCUGCCUCAAGGCCUUAUGUUUGCGAGCAAACGCCAGUACAAUGCGACCUACGCACCCGCCCUGUUCGACGCAUUUGGAAAUGCAGUGAAGGCUGCUGAGACCGACACCAAACUUGCGCACUUCGUUGCCGUCGCAUACUCUCGUGGUGUCAAGAUCGCAUCCACCGAGUAUGAGUACUUUGACCCGAUCGACCCAGCGAACCCACCCGCGAUACUGAACGAGUACCUCUCGCUUCCUCCACUCACGGAUAACACACGCAACUGCAGUCUAGCUGAUACAACACCGGGGCUGAGCCAAAGUAUGCCAGACGGCUUCCGGACGACUAUGUGGUCUCAGUCUUUCAAGCUGAACACAGACUUAAUGAAGCGCAUGACUGACCAUCUCUUCGAGAUUGCACCGAAUAUCCCCGUUGGUGCGCCCAGCGUCUCGUUCCAAGCGUUCAGCAAGCCCGCCCUCAAGGCUAUGCAGAAAAAGGGCGGCAAUGCUCUUGGCCUCCAUCCCGGAAAUGGUCCUCUAUUUCAUGCUCUCUUUUACCUCUCAUGGACUGACGAGAAGGACGACAAGGUCGUCUUGAAAGCGGCGCAAGAUUUCCUAAGUGCAUCGGUUGCUAUGGCAAAAGAGCUUGGUGCAUACAAUGACUAUAUGUACAUGCCGUACAGUAGCCCUUACCAGCCAGUCAUCUCAGGAUAUGGCUUGGAAAAUGUAGCCAAGCUGAACAAGGUGUCGAGAAAAUACGACCCUGCGGGUAUAUUCCAAAAGCUGCAGCCGGGAUACUUCAAACUCGACGGAACUGCGCCUUAUGGCCAGGUCGUGUAA